Molecule: messenger RNA, 1155 nt
Organism: Orycteropus afer afer
Lineage: Eukaryota; Metazoa; Chordata; Mammalia; Tubulidentata; Orycteropodidae
Gene: CCR6
Product: C-C motif chemokine receptor 6
Biological process (GO): chemotaxis; G protein-coupled receptor signaling pathway; positive regulation of dendritic cell chemotaxis
Cellular component (GO): membrane
Molecular function (GO): C-C chemokine receptor activity
Source: RefSeq, a predicted model, not a curated record
AUGGCGGGCCCACAUUUUCUGCCCCGAGGGAGCACCACAGUGAGUGAGAAGCUGGUGAACUCCAGCAACGUCAGUGAAGACUAUUUUUUGGUGACGGGUGUGGAUUACGCCGUGGACGACGACACGCUGCUGUGCUCCUUGGGGGAGGUCAGACGGUUCUCCCAGUUAUUUGUACCCAUUGCCUACGCCUUGAUAUGUGUCUUCGGCCUCCUGGGAAAUGUUUUAGUGGUGGUCACCUUUGCGUUUUAUAAGAAAGCCAAGUCAAUGACAGAUGCUUACCUGUUGAAUAUGGCCAUUGCGGACAUACUGUUUGUCCUUACACUGCCGUUCUGGGCGGUGAGUCACGCCAGUGGAAGGUGGCAUUUCAGCAAUGCCCUGUGCAAACUGAUCAAAGGCAUCUACGCCAUCAACUUCAACUGUGGGAUGCUGCUGUUGACCUGCAUCAGCACGGACCGGUACAUCGCCAUUGUGCAGGCCACCAAGUCCUUCAAGCUGCGGUCCAAAACGCUAGCACACAACAAGGUCAUCUGCUUCCUGGUGUGGGUGAUGUCCAUCCUCAUCUCCAGCUCCACGUUCACCUUCAACCAGAAGUACAGCAUGCAGGGCGUCGACGUGUGUGAGCCCAACUACCACAGCGUCUCGGAGCCCAUCCGAUGGAAGCUCCUGAUGCUGGGCCUCCAGCUGCUCUUUGGCUUCUUUAUCCCCCUGGUCUUCAUGAUCUUCUGCUACCUGUUCAUUGUCAAGACCUUGGUGCGGGCUCAGAACUCCAAAAGGCACAAGGCCAUCCGUGUGAUCAUAGCGGUGGUUCUCGUGUUCCUGGUCUGCCAGACCCCCCACAACAUGGUUCUCCUGGUGACCGCUGCCAACAUGGGCAGCAUGGGCCGGUCCUGCAGCAGCGAGAAGCUCAUUGGCUACACCAAGAACGUCACCGAGGUGCUGGCCUUCCUGCACUGCUGUCUCAACCCCGUGCUCUACGCCUUCAUCGGCCAGAAGUUCCGCAACUACUUUCUGAAGAUCAUGAAGGACCUGUGGUGCGUGAGGCGGAAGCACCAGGCCAGCAGCUUCUCCUGCUCCAGGAUGUACUCUGAGAGCGCCCCCUCCAGACAGACCAGCGAGGUGGCAGACAAUGAGAACGCGUCGUCCUUCACCAUGUGA